Molecule: messenger RNA, 1995 nt
Organism: Monosiga brevicollis MX1
Lineage: Eukaryota; Choanoflagellata; Craspedida; Salpingoecidae
Exons: 3
Coding region: 1-1995 (664 amino acids)
Biological process (GO): translation
Cellular component (GO): mitochondrial small ribosomal subunit; ribosome
Molecular function (GO): RNA binding; structural constituent of ribosome
Source: RefSeq, a predicted model, not a curated record
AUGUGUGUGUGUGUGUGUGUGUGUGUGUGUGUGUGUGUGUGUGUGUGUGUGUGUGUGUGUGUGUGUGUGUGUGUGUGUUGGUCGCUCGUCCGCGACCCGGACCUGGCGGACGAAGCCUGGGCAAACCACGUCACGAACCGUCUGAACCGAGGUCAGAUUGCCAAAGCAUUUGAUGCCGACAAGGCUCGUGCCGUGAUUGGUAAUUCUGAGGUUCAGGCCGUGCGCGACCUCUUGGUACCGCCCGGGCUGACCCCGUACAUUGCUUCAACACCCGCCUCCACGUCUACACUGGCACCAGCCACGGCUGUGAACUCCCCAACCGUGUCCUUCACCAAGGGUGAGCUCCCCAAGGCGUUGGCGGCCACCAAGGGUGUCACCGACCCCUAUGGUUGGUCUGGUGAGCUUCUUGCCUCCAUCUACCGCAUCAAGGAGCACUUCAGUCAAGUCUUGGGCCCACGCCAGGAUCCUACCAGCGACCCGACUGCUCCUUCUGAUGGAGACGCGCCUCAGGGCCCCACCACCGCCACUGGAGGUCCUCAGGUUGCCUUAAACAAGAUCUUUCACCACAUUGCCAACAACACCGUGCCCGAGUCGAUUCGACAUGCCCUUUGCUCCAUCAACUACACUAUCCUGGAGAAGGCCAAUGGCAAGUUUCGACCCGUGGGCACGGAUUCCAUCUUCAACAAGGUUGUCAACCGCGCUCUGCUCGAGCAACAGCAGCCCCAUAUUGCCCACUUGCUACAGGCCAGUCCAGAGCUGGCUGUCGGAGUCAAGGACGGCAUUUCAGCAGCGGUUGGCAUGGCCUUUGGUGAGCUUCAAGCCUGUGAGUCUACCCCGGGCUGGACUAUGCUCUCCCUCGAUUUCAAGAGUGCCUUCAACUACACCGACCGAGCACGGCUGCACGAGAUUGUGGCCGACAAGGUCCCUGGCCUCUUGCGCGCCUUUGAACGACACUAUGCUCGACCCACUACCCACUGCAUUGUCGACAAGUUCUUCAAGGUGAUUGACAUUGAUGUUGGCCAAGGCAUUGUGCAGGGCAACGAGCUAUCGCCCUUCUUCUUUGCCCUGUACUCCUGUGAGGUCCUGGGUCUCCUCGACGCCAGCACUGACUACCGCUGCAAGAUCAUCAAAUACCUCGACGACAUUGUACUGAUGGGUCCCGCGGAGGACGUGGCGGCCGACGUGGAGAUUGUCAAGGCUCGUGCAGAGUCUGCUGGCCUUCAUCUGCAGCCCAGUAAGAGCCGCCUCUACAUGCCUCGCCACCAUCCCGCUUCCAUCACUGCUAUCAAGUCUGUAUUGCCAGAUGCCAUGCGCGAGACGGCCAACACGGGCAUGACGCUGAACGACAAGGCAAAGCACAUUGCUGGCAAGCUCAAUGACAUGCUGACGACCGGUGUCUCGCUUCAGGCCCUCCUCACGGCCAUGCACUUUGCUUCCAGCUCUGAGGUUCAAACACCUAAUUUAUUUACCUUUGUCAAAGCCUUUUUUGCCAAGGUGAACCUGUCUGCACCAGCUGGAGCUGAAGGUCAUGACGUUACGCUGGAACAGCUCCUUGAGGCUCGCAUCUUCACACGGGCCAACACCGGGGGCUUUGGCCUGCACGACUUGGUUGAGCGCGGUCCGGUGGCUUAUGUCUGCAACAUGGCCAAGCUGGCCACUCGCUACCCUCGGGUCUACGAUCGGCUCUUGGAGGAUGCAUCGAGGGCUGCCGACUUUGAGGUCCACGUGCAGCGAGCUGGCUUCCAGAUGGCCACGGUCAAGGACGCGGCGACCCAGCGACCAGCUGAGAUCAUUGCCCUCCGCUCCAAGGCGGCACUGGACGACCUGAUGGCCAAGUGUGCGCUGGACCUGCAGCAGGCAUAUCUGGCCUCACGCGAGUGGGGCGUCAGCACUGUCUUGACCAUGCGGGGUCGGGACAAGUUGCGUCGCUUGAGCGACACGACCUUUGCCAUUGCGGUCGUGUCCAUGAUGGGUUUAAAUAAAUUAGGUGUUUGA